GCCCAGCCAAAUAUAAUUUUAUUAUACACUUCUGUGGGUAUAUAUGUGUGUGUGAUUUUAUAUCCCUUUUAUACUGAAGUGUCCUCAUCUUAUUGCCUCAUUUUCUUAAAUAUAAUUGUGCAUUAGUGCUAGGGUAGAGUGUAGUGGUUAGUAUUCUAUAAGUACUUAACCAUUUCCCUCUUUGGGGCCUUUAAGUUGUUUUCAGUUUAUAAAUGUUAUGAUACUAAAAUAAAUAUGGAUAAUAUGUUUUCUAUUUGUAGGGUCAUUUACCAAGAUGGAUUUGCAUAAUGGAUCAAAUGGACAAAUAGGACUGAAUUUGCUCUUAAAGAAAUCAUGUCCUCUGGAGGUGCUGAAGAUGAUAUCCCACAGGGAGAGAGGAAAACAGUUACAGAUUUUUGUUACCUUCUGGAUAAAUCUAAGCAACUAUUCAAUGGGUUAAGGGAUUUGCCGCAAUAUGGACAGAAGCAAUGGCAGUCCUAUUUUGGAAGAACUUUUGAUGUUUACACCAAACUCUGGAAGUUCCAGCAGCAGCACCGACAAGUCUUGGAUAAUCGGUAUGGCUUGAAGCGGUGGCAAAUAGGGGAAAUUGCUUCCAAGAUUGGGCAGCUAUACUACCAUUAUUACUUACGCACAUCUGAGACCAGCUAUCUGAAUGAGGCUUUCUCCUUCUAUUCGGCAAUCAGACAGAGAUCAUAUUAUUCUCAAGUCAAUAAAGAAGACAGACCUGAGUUGGUAGUUAAGAAGCUACGGUACUAUGCAAGAUUUAUAGUAGUUUGUCUUCUUCUCAACAAAAUGGAUGUUGUGAAGGAUCUAGUAAAGGAAUUGUCAGAUGAAAUUGAAGAUUAUACUCACCGCUUUAAUACUGAAGAUCAAGUGGAAUGGAACUUGGUGCUUCAAGAAGUAGCAGCUUUCAUUGAGGCGGACCCUGUAAUGGUGUUGAAUGAUGAUAAUACCAUUGUUAUCACAUCUAAUCGCCUGGCUGAAACAGGAGCCCCAUUGCUGGAACAGGGCAUGAUCGUGGGACAGUUGUCUCUAGCUGAUGCACUCAUUAUUGGUAAUUGUAAUAAUCAGGUUAAGUUCAGCGAACUAACUGUUGACAUGUUCCGGAUGUUACAAGCCCUGGAAAGGGAGCCGAUGAAUUUAGCUUCCCAGAUGAAUAAACCAGGAAUGCAGGAAUCAGCUGACAAGCCAACCAGACGAGAAAACCCCCACAAGUAUCUGCUUUACAAACCAACCUUCAGCCAACUCUACACAUUCUUAGCAGCGUCUUUUAAGGAGCUGCCUGCCAAUAGCGUGCUUCUGAUUUACCUGUCAGCUACUGGCGUUUUCCCCACAGGUCGUUCUGAUAGUGAAGGUCCUUAUGAUUUUGGAGGUGUACUUACUAAUAGUAACCGAGAUAUUAUAAAUGGAGAUGCCAUCCACAAACGAAAUCAAUCCCACAAGGAAAUGCACUGCCUUCAUCCUGGAGAUCUCUAUCCUUUCACCAGGAAGCCCCUGUUUAUCAUUGUGGAUUCAUCCAACAGUGUUGCGUACAAGAAUUUCACAAACUUGUUUGGACAGCCACUAGUCUGCUUGCUUUCUCCUACAGCAUAUCCAAAAGCUUUACAAGAUCAAUCUCAACGAGGUAGCCUCUUCACUCUCUUUUUGAACAAUCCUCUAAUGGCCUUCCUAUUUGUCUCUGGAUUGUCAAGCAUGCGUAGAGGCCUGUGGGAAAAAUGUCAAGAAUAUCUUCGAAAAAUCAACCGUGAUAUUGCCCAGCUACUGACCCAUUCACGUUCAAUAGAUCAGGCGUUUCUCCAGUUUUUUGGAGAUGAAUUUCUUCGCUUACUUCUCACAAGAUUUAUUUUUUGUUCAGCCACCAUGAGGAUGCACAAGAUUUUUCGGGAAACACGAAAUUAUCCAGAAUCAUAUCCACAACUGCCAAGGGAUGAAACAGUAGAGAAUCCUCAUCUCCAGAAGCACAUUUUGGAAUUAGCAUCCAUUCUGGAUGUUCGAAACGUGUUCUUUGAGAAUACCAUAGAUGACUAUUAAAAGAAAAAUUCUCUUGAAACAAUUUUUCAUUUUCCACAGAUUUUAAAUGGUGCAGUUUUCUAAUGUGAUAACAGACACAUAGUGGUGUUACGUAGUUUUUAUUUUUUAAUUUAGGACCACCAUUUUAAAAACAAACUGAAAAAAAGGUUCAAACUUUUAGGGUAACUUUUAAAAUGCAAUCUUUCAGGUCUUUUAAAAUCUCAACUAAUCUUGGAAUUUUUAUUUUUUGAUUUUGAGGUAUAGAUACUUACCUUCAACAUCUAAUCUUAUAAGGUUAAAUAGUCACCAUUCUCACCCUGAGAGGAAUAAAUCAUUUAUUUUUGUAUAAUGAGGUAAAUCCAACUCUUAUACUUGGAGAUAAGUUAAAAGUCUGGGUUUGGAAAAUAUGUAAUUAUUCAUAAUGAUGAAACUAGCCACCAUGGACUGUUGAAAAUCAAGAACAGAGUCCUUUCAUAAUAUUUCUUUUCAUUCCAAGUUAGUUGGUAGAAAAAUGUGUGAUUCCAUGAAGCAUGAUCAGGACAGAUCUUGAAAUCCUUUUUUAAGUACUGUCAAUUUCAGAAACCAUGUAAGAUUGAUUUGCAUCUAAAAGCUAGGUACUUAAUUGGGGGCUUAAGAUGACAAAUAUUACUUGGAAUGUGUGAGUCCUGUGUUUUCAUGAGAUUUGUUUACAUGUUUUGUUUUCUUUGUAGUCUUCGAAUGAUGGAAAUGAGAAAAGAAACACUUAAAUAUUUCAGUCAAAAAAAUCAGGUUGUUGGUUUCAUAAGAUAGUGUCUUCAGUUGGAAUUCUGUUUAAACUCUUAGCUUAUGAGAUCAAGUUUAAAGACUGUCUGGAUUGACCUCUGUGACAAAAAGUACAGAGUUCUUAAUCUUUUUGCCUAGCUCAAAUUUAUGAGACUUAAAAGUCAGAGAUUUUAUUAAUUUAGGUUGGGGUAACUGGCUAUUAUGAAACUGCAAAUGUAAGUUGGUUUUGCAUGGACAAUUUGGAAAUAAGAUUUGUUAAAACUCCUUGUAUUUAGUAUUUUAUAGUCAUGCACAAAUUUAUUAUUUUAAAUAGUACUCAGUGUUUAACAUAAAGAUCUUUGUGGGUUUCUUCCCUGUCAUCCCCUUCAUAAUUUCAGUCCCUACCUAUGAAGUCCUCCCCCACUUUUUUUUUUUUUUGCUUGCACAGCAUUCUAGUUCUGAAAUCUGUGAAUGAAAGGCUUCUACCUAAUUUUCUGUGCAGGCUCACAUUCUACCCAUCAGUCCUGGGGGAAAUGACGUGAUUGUUUUUGGCGUUUCUUUCCUAUGUCACCAGGGAAAUUUUCUAUAAUAUUUAACUUGGUUUUCAUUUCUGGUGAGACUAAUUUGGGUCUAAAUUAUUCCCAUUCAAUUUUUCAUCUGAAGUCUGAAAGUUAUUGUUCUUGGGUUUGGGGACUUUGGAGUGUUUUGUUUAGUUUUAAAAUUUAUUUUUGUUCUUUGAAAUAGUUUCUUUGCUAGCUGGUUGCUUUCAUUUUCAGAUAAAGACUGCAUUCCUUUUUUUUAGUACAUUAAUAAACUUCAUAGCUUUCCUUUCAUAACAGUGUUCAUCUGAACUACAGCAAUAGACUGUUUUUAGUUAUCUGACCUUUUGUUUCAAUUCCCCUGAAGUCCUGUGCCAGAUAUACUGCCACCAACACAUAUUUUCCUGUUCUCUGGUGUUUAAAAUAAUAUUUAUUGUCCUGAGCUUUAUCAUCACCUGUUAAGCAUAAAGAACACUGGUCUGAGAACUAGGAGACCUGAGUUCUAAUCCUGGCUUUCUUGGUAACUAGUGUUAUGCCUUUUGACAAGUGUCUUCAUGUCUUUGCUUGUUAGUGUUCUCAUCUGUAAAAUGAAGGGAUUGGCCUGAGGUCCUUUUCAACUCUACGAUUUUAUAAUUUGGAUCUGUUUCCAAAAAUAUUGAUUUUCCUACCCUUGGUGUAGGAAAACUAGUUAUCCUGAUUUUAGAGUACGUAACAUUUUCUUUUCUAGAUCGUAUUUACUUAGAUUUUUUUCAAGAAAAUAUCUAGGACCCACUUAGCUGUUUUAGAAACUAGUUCAGAGAAAGACUUCGCCUGAAGAAAUUAGAGCUUUUAUGAUUAAAAACAUGGUUGUCUAACAACAAGGGAUCUUAGAAAUCACAACUAGGAUAGAUAGUAGUGCAGUUCCUUACUGGGAGGGGACUGAAGGGAUCUUGAAUCUUCAAAGAGAGGAAAACUGUGAGAGAAAAUCCUAAAUGAUUGUUUCAUUUAUGCCUUAAACAAAAUGUGUGUCGAACAACCACUAUACUCUAGAUUUUCUUCUGGGCACUGGGGAUGCGGACAAAGUAGACUUAAAAAUCUUGGUGAUCAUGAAGUUUACAUUGUAUUAUAGUAGAAAGAAUAAGGCAAUAAAUAUGAGUAAUUAAAUUUAUGUUAGGAUGAAGAAGUAGGAUGGAGAAAAGGUGGGAUGAUAAGAAAGAUCCUUUUUUGAGAGAAGAACAAUAUUUAACAGAUUGAUUAAGCUGGUUGCAGUGGUGUGCCCUGUAGUCCCAGCUACUUGGGAGACUGAGACAAGAGGAUUACUUGAACCCAGAGUUUGAGGCCUGCCUUGGCAACAUAGUGAGACCCGUCUCUAAAAAAGAAAGAAAGAAAAAAUAGUCAUCAGGUUAGGGUUCAUUGGGAAGGUCACAUUUGCACAAACACUUUGUGUUUGUUUUUCUUUACCUUUUGUCAUGAAAGUUUUAAACAUACACAGAGUUUAAUGAACGCUUCUCGUAUCUUUCACCCAGCUUCUACAUUUGAAAGUAUUACUUUAAUCGAGGAAGAAGAAAUGUAAAAGGACAAUCACCCAAUGGGCUUGAGGAGACAGUAGCAAACAAUCUCAUUUUUCUAAAUGCAUACCAGUACCUCCUUUAUAAAAAUGUUAAACUCUAUUUAUUUAAUUUUAGAAUUCAUAAACAUUUAAAUCUUAGAAUGAAAAAUGAAGCAAAACAAUGGGAAAGAGGACUUUUCUGUUUUCAAGUUGCACAAACUCUCCCUGGAGCUUCUGAUGCAGUCUCUCAUCUCCCUUAAGAUCACUGUAAACAAAAUAAAAAGUGUAACAUUACAAGAAGUCAGUUAUACACAAAACAAAAUGAAGCACAAUGGACUUUUCCCUUUUGUUAUAUAUAUAUUUCUGAAGUUGGUGAAGCAACUAUCUUCCCAAUUUUACAGAAAAGAAAGCUGAGACCCAAAAAGCUAUUCAAAGUGAUAAAAGCUAGAACUAAAACUCAUAUCUCCUAAUCUCAGCCCAGUCUUCUCUACUGAAAGCUCAGACUGCUUUCUAGAAUGAACAAGAAAAUGUUCUAUAACAGACAAAAAAAUGUUUAAUAAUAAACAAGAAAAAAAUAGAGAUUUAUAUUUUGGCACAAAAGCUUAUGGUAAUUUUUUCUGUAUCAAUUUUGAAACCAGUGAAUCAGUCAGCCCUAGCAAAUUCUUAUUAAUUAUAAAAAUUCAUAAGUCAGUCAUUUUAUCUUUUAUUUUAGCCAGGAUGUAUUCUUCCUGUGUGUGUGUGUGUAUGUGUGUGUGUAUGUGUUUAUCCUAGAAAGUGGUGCUAUCAUAACCCCUCAAAGCACAGAAUUUAUUGUACCCUUUAUAUUUUUACCAAAUUGAAAUAUUUCAAGAUUAUAGAAGCAAAGUGCAAUCCAGUUGUGGCUGAAAUUUUCCUAAUAUAAAUCUGGGUUUCACCCCCCACCCUACCCCCAGCACACACACUUCUAGCUACUGCUCUUCAUUUUCUUGGUGCAAUAGAAUCCCCUGAACCAGAUUAGGUGGUAAUUGUACUGAAUUUAGUCAAGGUAAGGGGACAAGUGACAAAUCAGAUUUAUGUAUUAAUUAUAUAACUUUAACAUUCUUCUCCAACUUUAAUCUCUGACCUGUGUGAUUAGUAACAUUCUGUCUCUGAGAAGUAGUUUGGACCCUGGCGAAAAAUCUUGUAUAUAUAGUUAUGGGGACUUGUUAUCAGCCUGAUAUACAGAGAACAUUCUGGAAUGGAAAUGUAGUAAGGUGCCAAAGUCUGCUAACUUGGCCACUGCUGGUGAUUCAGAGCCACCUGCUCAUCCUAAGUGAGUAAAAGAUUUGAUAUGAAUAUGAAUGCUAUCAAUCUUCUGGUGAUAUUUUGGGUGUAUAUGUUCCUGUGUGUAUGUUUGGAGAAUAUUAAGGGUAUUUUCAUUGAGGGCUCUUUUGUUGACUUUAUUUAUUUGAAAUUCUUAUUUUAUUUGUAAUAGCAUAUGUAUAUUUUUGUGAUGCUAAAUGCAAUCUGUGUAUACUUUUUGUAUAUAUGUGUACAUAUUUGUAAAUAUAUUGGUAUGCAAUGAUACAGUAUGUGUAUAUUAUAUACCCAUACCCAUUGUGGGCUGAAUUUAUUUAAGUUCUGUGAGGACAUCCUAGUGGCAUUGUUCAUGCUGCUGUAAUUAGAUUGUGAGUGUAUCUCAUUCAUGAGCUUCUAUUUUGAGGGGCUUGUGUUUGGAUAAAAUGGCCUGAUUUGGAGUUGAAAUUAGAAUAUGAAGAUCUUAACAGAAAGCUGGACAUUGUUAGCUUUAAAAUCAUCUGCAAAUUUUUAUUUAAAAUGACAAAUUAGCGGUACAAAACCGAAAAACCUAAGUAUGUGAAAAUGAGACACCAGCAGAUUCUUAAGCUAUAUUAGUCCUUUAUUUUCUUGACCCAUAUUUGAGUAUUAUUACUCAGUAGUAAAUUAUUUAUAUUGGGACCUAAUCAAGGGUCUAUGGGAAAAGAUACUUUGAUCACAUUUAAAAAUAGUUAGCAAAAUGUCUAUUAAAUGGGGGAAAUACGUUCCCAGUUGUCAUUUCUAUACCUGAUACUAAAUUUUAAUUUUGGAACAGUUUUUUUGUCAGUGCGCCUCUUUUUAUAUAUGUCUCUGUGAGGCAGAAAAGGGGGCAUUAGCUAAGGGAAGGCCUAACCAAAGUAGAGUAGGAUUUAUUGAGGUUGUUAAUCUGUAUAUUUGCAGCAGCUGUGAUUAAUUUAGUUCUGUCUUGGCAUUUCCGACCAUAGAUUUUUCUUAUUGGAAUCUCAUAUCAAAGAUGAGUAUGCUAAUCUGAGAAAAUGCUUCCAGUGAAUAAAAUGCCUCCAGUUAUAUUGCUGUGUCUCUGUGAGACCACUUGUGUUCUGCAAGUUGAUGAUAUAUUCACACAUGAAGUAGAAUUCUUAAUAAUAGAUGCAUGGUGUGCUAUAAAAAUCUGGGCCUUCAAACCUCUCCCAAGGAUGGUAUGGUUGGGGAGGAUGAGAGAAUAGUAAAUAUGUGCAGUGCCAGUUUGUGAACCUAUGGAUUAUCAAUGAGUAUCAAUGUUCGAUUACUCCGGUCAUCAGUUGACAUGUGUAUUUGCAUGAAAGGGUGUAGGAGAUGUUUAAUAUACAUUGAAUACAUUCACUGCAGAAAUUAAAUAGAGGCUAUUUUGCAUGAUAAAAUAUAACUGCAAAGCAACUUUUUACCUCAUUAUUCUUCAGAAGAUUAACUCCCUGGUCCAACAUUAAAUUAUCUUGAAAUAGAGAAAUUAGUUCAGGAGUCAGUUUUAUCACCCCCAAAAUGUUAUAUUUGCCACUUGGUUGUAUUUUUAAAAAACAGCCAACUAUUCAUAACACUUUUCAAUUACGGUAUUAAAUUUUAAAAUAAUAGCCUUUUUCUUGAAUAAUAUUAAAAUUUAGUAAUGUGUUAUUUCCCCAAAAUCAGUGAAAAUGUCCAUAGGAUCAGAUGUUUCUGUUGUUUGAGUAACCAAAUCAUUUUUUUUUUUUUUUUUUUUUUGCAAUUUGAGAGUGGUAGAACCAAUAUUAUGUUACUUAAAAUUCAUGGAACUGACUCAGGCUCCAUAUGGACAUUAAUUUGAGGAGAGAAGCAACAAUAAAAAGUGCAAUUGGUAAUACUCUGACCCUGACAGGUAUAAAGCCAGUAACUUUGCAGUUGAAUAAGGUAAGAACUGUUGAGAAAACCCAGUCUUUCCCCCCAUCCUCCUGCACUCUUAUACAUUGAUACUUUUUACACCUAUUCAUACAGUACCUCCCAGUCUUUCCUGGAUCCCGGGACCACUUAAAAGGGGGGGAAAAAGCAAAGCAAUUCAUCUUCCUCAAACUAGAAUUUCAAAGCAUAAUAUUACACUAUGUCCCAGCUAUUGAUUUUGAACAGAAACACUUAUUUAAGCAUGCCUUAUGUUUAAGGGAAAAUAAUUGAUGUGUGAAUGGAAUCAAUCACCUAUUAGUAGGAAGAGUAUCAGGAUGAUGGGGGGGGGUCCACUUUGGGUAAAGAUAAAUUAAGUAUAACUAGUUUGCUGGUGCCAUAGAAAUAUUUCCUUUGGAAUUCUGUAAAUAUGAAAUGUUUUCUUAAGCUAAAAUUGGUAUUUUUCACUUAUUAGUUUGGUGUAAUAUUGACUUUUGAGAGGAAUUCCAUUUUUACAUAAUAUUGUUAUUUAAUCACUGAUUGAAGCACCAUUUCUUAAUUUUAAAAUAUUUUUGUUAAUUUCUGUUGUGGUUUUUAAAAUUACUUUUUAAAUAGUUAUCAGACUUCUGUAAGCAGUGUGAUUUUUAAACGUAUUUGAACAGUAGAUUCAGAGUUUUUUAAUAGUUUGAAGUACAUUAUAUUACAAACUACAGAUUCACUUAAGCUUAAAUUUGGUCAUAGAACAGACUAUAAGUUGGGAAUAUUUUUCCUAUUUUGGUGGACAAUUCUAGUCUAUAUCCUAAGACAAUCAUCUUUUUAGGUGUAAUAUUGUUUAUUAAAAUUGAUAAUUUCCAGUUUCAGAUUUUUACUUUUUUCAUGGGCUUAUGGAAUGAAAGUUAAUAGGCCAAGUUAUUAUAUCACUUUCAGAAUGAGGUAUGGAAUUAUGGCUAGCCUUAUAGAUCUGCAGUAAAUAAUAUUUAAAAUUUUAUGUUAGGUACUAAUAUUCUUUUCUCUUUUGAAGCUGUUGUGAAUGUGUACUUGUCCAUGAUUGAAAAUUUAGAUUUGACAACAUUACAAUUUGAACCAUACAUUUUCUCAAACAUGAGAUCAAUAUAAGUAACCAUUAUAAAAUAUGAAAUGAUCAUAUGUAAUGAUCCCAAAGUAAAUACUUCCAAACCAUAGAGAAAUAACCACUGUAUUUUUCAAAUCUUAUUCCCAUCCUCCUUUGCAUGCUGUUAAUUGCUUUUCUAAAUUAAAGCAAGUAUUGUGGAAUAUUAAAAAUAUUCAAGAAAAAAUUGCUUAAAGUGUUUUAUCGCAAUAAGAAUUUUUAUUACUAUUUCCUGAAGAAUUUUUUUUAAACUGUUCUUUAUUAUAUCAUUAAAAAGACCUAUUGGUUUAGUAAAAUAAUUUACAAUGUGAUUUUUGUGGCUUUUUAUAGUUAUCUUGAUGCAUUCCUUUUGCCACAUAUAUCACAUGGCUAGUUCUCCAACCUUUUUUUUUUUGUUUGCUUGAUUUUAAUAAAACUUGUUCAACAAUCAGAGAGACCUUUAUUUUGGAGGAUCCUUUCAGUUGAGGUAGAAAAGUCUUAAAUAAUAGGAAACGCAGAUAAAAUGUCCUAACAUUUUCAUAGUAGAGUUUACAAGUGAAAGAAUUUAUCCAUAUGGGUUAUCUUCAUCAUCUAGCCCCGGCAUAAAUGGUGGUUUCAUUACUCAUUGAAUCAGAUGAAGCAGUUAUAAAUCAUUUUUUGCUUUGCUCUAAAGAUUGUUGUAAUUUCAGGCCAUUUUAUUAUUUUCUCUAAGCAGUUUCCAUUGUAAGGUUGAAUUUCCUUUAUUAUUCAAAUUAUAGCUAAAGGUUAAGAUAAUCACAUAGGAGUUAAAAUAAGUUAUGUUUGUCUUUUUCCCCUGAAAAUAAUGGUGAACAUAUUGUCUACAUUAUGAAUAUUAGGCAGAAAUGCACUUGUUUAAAUCAUAGCAGUAAUUACAUUUGAAAGAUAUAAUUCCUUGAUUUUCUAGUGGUGUGAAAUAUUUUUUAAAAAUUGUGCUCGUCUGUAACUGAAAUGUUAUAGAAUUGUAACACUAUAGGGAUUAUAGAGGUAUAUUUAUUAGCUCUCCUCAAGAGACUGAAGCACAAUAAUUUUCAUGUAACAAUUCCUAUCCAAGUGCUGCUAAUAUGUCCUGCGAACAAUGAAGCUAUUUGGUUGCCUAGCUAUUCACAAAUCACUGUAAUCCUUGAAACAUAGUGUUGUUCAUUUGUAUUAAAAUUUGGGUAUUGUGGGUUAAUACUUUAGAACAAAAGCUAUGAACUCAGCCCUACCUAUUAGACACCAAACUUUAGAUUCAUUAGUUUUUAUGUGUUAUCAGUAGAAUAAAUUUUGAAGGGGUUAUUUACUACCAGUGACUAAGGGGGAUAAUUAUGUUGUCAAUAUAAUUUGACUUGAACAUUUGUGGUAUUGUAAAAUUCUUGUCCAUUGUGUUUCUAAAUUGCUUAAGCCAUACAUUCUCUUAAACAAAGAUGGUUUUUGUUUUGUUACUUUCCAGCAGCCUUUUCCUGCCUUGUCUGUUAUGGUUAAUACUUCAUAGAUUUUAGAAAUUGAGAAGUCUUGAAACAUUUUAUUUUCUUGAGUUCAUCACUUUUGACUUGUGUGAUAUGUGAUUUGUCAUAAAAGAUAGCCUUUCACUACUUCACUAAAUGAAUUUCAGAGUAAACACUGUGAUUCUGCAGAGCGGAUUCAGUAUGCUUUCCAAUGUUUUCUUUUGUUAUACAGUGCCUACCACCUUGAGGGCACUUAAAUACUAGAAAUGGAAAGUUAAACGUUGUUUGAUGUUUAUUGAAUAAUGAGAUUACAGAAUAUUUGAUUUUGUCAGUGUAUUAAAGACAUUUUUGCAUUGAUAAAUGUUCUCUAGGAAUGUGACUACAUUCAUCAGGUGUGAACUCAUGUAAAUGAAUUUUUGUAUCUUGAAUCCACGUAUAUAUUAAGUGUAUCAUCAAUAUAAAAAUAAACGUUAUUUGCUUAAA
Messenger RNA from Microcebus murinus (gray mouse lemur), 10947 nucleotides. The record is from RefSeq and is a predicted model, not a curated record. Lineage: Eukaryota; Metazoa; Chordata; Mammalia; Primates; Cheirogaleidae.